Molecule: messenger RNA, 1194 nt
Organism: Colletotrichum higginsianum IMI 349063
Lineage: Eukaryota; Fungi; Ascomycota; Sordariomycetes; Glomerellales; Glomerellaceae
Exons: 7
Coding region: 1-1194 (397 amino acids)
Source: RefSeq, a predicted model, not a curated record
AUGGAUGUAGACGUUUUCAGUGACGACAAGUUGUCAAGGUCUGUCGACGCUGCGCUUAAGCCCAAUAGCCCUGUUGACUAUCUUGACUUCGUGUGCACAUGCCUGUACACAAGGCUCAAGUACAUUCACGCUCCAAUAGGCCCUAUGACCAUGCUCCUGACCUUGACCGCAAGCAAGUACACAGUCGCAAAGGAUCACAUAGAGGAGUGCAUGGACCGCAAUCCUACUGAAGUGGAGGCGCGCACUGUCAUAGACAUUCUAGCCAAGCUCCUCAACUGUACCGAUGGUGAAGUCAUUACCAAGUGCCGUCUCGUUUCCAGAGCCUGCGUCCAGACCGACAGCCCAACGAGGUUCAUCAGAGGCCUUAGGCCUCGUGGAGUCAGGCCAGACCCUGGAGCUGCGCCUAGGGUAGGUUUACGAGUGUUAUUCAGUACUACUGCUGCUUGCAUCUCCUCUAGAGGGUGCUCUGUUUCCCUGAGUUUAGAGCAUGGUCCGGAACCGGGUGUUGUGAUGCUGCAGACAGUAAACAUGAGCGCGUCAGUUCCGCCUACGGUUGGAGGAGGCACCUCCUUCCCCAUCACCUCUCCAGAGUCUUUCAAUGGCAUGGUUAUGGAGAACGCCAACAUGGUUGAGACCACUAGCGACUUUACUAGGCAGAAGAGCCCCAGCACUCUCUACUGGAAGGCCAAACCUACCUUCAAGAAGGGAGGCAAGAUGGCACAGACUCUCAGGCUUGUUAAAGUGAAGGUUCCCUUCUUUAAGGACAAGGCUGGGAAGUAUGGUUCUCUUGAGGGGUAUAUGUACGGAGGAGUGGAUGCUUAUGUGAGGGAGGGCAUAGAGAAGAUGAGCAAGUUUGACGCUAAGGUUCCCAGGCAGAUAAUGAUUGCGAAAGUGUGCGAGGAGGGCGACGACACGCCUCUCUCUACUGAGGAUGUGGUCACGGUGAAGAUCAAUGUUGUUCGCGCCUACAUCAACGCUAUUGGCGUGGACAUCGACGUCCCAGCCCGCAAGUCCACAACCCAGGGCUUUGAGGCCACCAAGCCUGUCAAGGCUGAGAUAACGCCAGACGAUGUGAUGUCCCAGCUCGCACAGCUAGGACUCCAGACGUCCAGCGGAUGCGUAUACUUUUCAAAACUCCGCAACACAGUCGCACGCUUUGCACGCUCAUCAAGGACCACCAUCUGGCUCAGCUAG